AUGUCAGAGUCUACUACAGUCAACUAUCCAACAGAAUUUAAAGGUUUUGCUAUCACAGACCCAAAUCAAUGGGAUCAUCCAAAAUUGACUUCAUAUCAACCAAAACACUUUGGGCCCCAUGAUAUCGACAUCGAAAUUGAAUGUUGCGGGAUCUGUGCGUCGGAAUUAUUCAGUCUGAAGAACGACUGGUCUAAUGACCCUCUAGCCUGUCUAUCAUCUAAAUAUGGGCCCAAAUCUCAAGUCGUAGGGCAUGAAAUUGUCGGCAGAAUCGUGGCAAAGGGUGAAAAAGUCACCAUGUAUAACAUUGGACAACGUGUAGGACUCGGUGCUCAAGCAUACUCAUGCCUGGAUUGUUCUCGUUGCAAGUCAAGCAAUGAACAGUACUGUCCCCAUGCCGUCGGUACUUAUUGUUCGACCUAUCAAGACGGGUACGUCUCGCAAGGUGGUUAUGCGUCUCAUGUUCGUGCCCUGGACCAUUUUUGUUUCCCAGUUCCUGAAUCUUUGGAUUCAAAACAUGUGGGUCCUUUGAUGUGUGGCGGGUUGACCGUCUUUUCUCCAAUCAAGAGAAACAUCGAAGGAAUCACAAACCCUCGUGUCGCUAUCAUCGGUAUUGGCGGUUUGGGCCAUAUGGCUAUCAUGAUUGCAAAUGCUCUCGGUGCAGACGUCACCGCUUUCUCAAGAGGGUCAUCGAAGAAAGAAGACGCGAUGAAGAUGGGUGCUCAUCAUUUCGUCGCAACAAGUGAGGACAACGACUGGAAGAAUCAAUAUGUGGACUCCUUUGAUCUGAUCUUGAAUUGCGCUUCCUCAACAAAGGCUCUACAAUUAAACGAUUUAUUACCUUGUUUGAAAGUCAAUAGAAGAUUCUUAUCCGUAGGGUUGCCUCAUAAGGAUGAAGAAUUCGAUUUGAAACCCAUCCAAUUUUUCUCAAAUGGGUGUACUAUCGGCUCUUCAAAAUUGGGUUCUCGUCAAGAAGCUAUUGAAUUGUUGUCUCUAGCGGAAAAACAUGGCUUUAAACCUUGGAUUCAAGAGAUCCCUAUCUCGGAGGCUGGCGUUCAUGAAGGGUUGACGAAAUUGGAUAGAGGCGAUGUCAAGUACAGGUUUGUUCUGACUGAGUUCCAUAAGUUCUUCAAUACAGGCAAAUAA
Molecule: messenger RNA, 1143 nt
Organism: Maudiozyma barnettii
Lineage: Eukaryota; Fungi; Ascomycota; Saccharomycetes; Saccharomycetales; Saccharomycetaceae
Product: NAD(P)-dependent alcohol dehydrogenase
Exons: 1
Coding region: 1-1143 (380 amino acids)
Biological process (GO): alcohol metabolic process
Molecular function (GO): zinc ion binding; alcohol dehydrogenase (NADP+) activity
Source: RefSeq, a predicted model, not a curated record